Messenger RNA from Chaetomium fimeti, 1686 nucleotides. RefSeq names its product glucosidase II beta subunit-like protein-domain-containing protein. Gene Ontology annotation, biological process: N-glycan processing. NCBI's taxonomy places the organism in Eukaryota, Fungi, Ascomycota, Sordariomycetes, Sordariales, Chaetomiaceae. Gene Ontology annotation, cellular component: glucosidase II complex. The coding region runs from base 1 to 1686 and encodes 561 amino acids. The transcript has 3 exons. The record is from RefSeq and is a predicted model, not a curated record.
AUGCGAAGGGCAGGCGCAUUGGCGCUUUUGAGCGCUCUUGCUCACGGUACCCUCGCCGCAGCCGACAGCUUGCCGCGAGGCGUCGGACCCGAGUUUGCCAAGUUCUACGCGAGCAAGUCAACUUUCACAUGCAUCGGCAACCCCUCCGUUACGCUCGAGUCGUCCCAGGUCAAUGACAACUCGUGCGACUGCCCCGAUGGCUCCGACGAGCCAGGCACGGCUGCUUGCUCGCAUAUCGACGCACUUUCACCCGAGCAACCACUCCCUGGGUCGAUCACGGGCACCACUAACACGACCAAUGCCCUUCCCGGCUUCUGGUGCGCCAAUGCAGGCCACAUUGGGGCCUAUGUGCCAUUCAUGUACGUCAAUGAUGGCGUAUGCGACCACGAUAUAUGCUGCGAUGGCAGUGACGAGUUUGGACACGUUGGCGGGGUCCAAUGCGAGAAUCGUUGCGACGCGAUUGGCAAAGAGCACCGUCGCCUCGAAGAGGAACGCAGGCAGAGUAAGGAGCGGUCGGCUAAGCGGAGGCGAACUAUGGCCAAGGAGGCCAGGGAACUACGCCGAAGAGUGGAGGCCAAGGUCACCGCCUUGAAGGCGGAAAUUGAGGGACUCGAAAUUAAAAAAGGAGAAAUGCAAAAGAAAUACGAGGAGGUUGAGCGUUCCGAGCGGAACAAGGUUGUCAAGGUUGAUGGGCAAGGAGGAAAACUUGGUGUUCUUGUCGGUCUGGCGAAAAACCGGGUUUCCGAGCUCCGCAAUGCGCUGGAUAAGCUGUUGGACCAGCGUGAUGACCUGCAGGACAGGGUUGACCAGCUGGAGGAUAUCCUCUCCAAGUUCAAGGAAGAGUAUAACCCCAACUUCAAUGAUGAAGGCGUCAAGGCCGCGGUCAAGGGCUGGGAGGACUACGCGGCUGGCCAAGCUGGCGAGAAGCAGCCCGAGCUAACGGACGCUGAUGUCAUGGAGAUGCUGAAAGAAGACGGCGAGACUUCCGGCAUUAACUGGGCGGAGUUCGAGAACUCGGACGCCAGUGAUGCAGAUAUCGUCUACAACUGGGAAGCCUACCUCCCAAGCCCCGUUAAUGACUUCAUCCGCGACAAAAUCAACGUCUUGCGCAUCUGGGCCAUCGACAACGGCAUCCUGGCUGACAAUCGCGGCGGCGCUGGCGAAUCUCGUCUGGUCACGGCAGCCAGGGAAGCGCUGAACGCUGUUAAGACCGACAUCUCGUCCAGGACAUCGAGCCUCGAGGAGCAAGAGCGUGACCUGGAGAAAGACUACGGCAUGGACGACAUUUUCCGUGCUCUCAAGGGGAAGUGCGUCAGCAGCAACGUUGGCGAGUACGACUACGAGCUGUGUUGGAUGGACCGUACAAUGCAGAAAAGCAGGAAGGGCCACGGCAACACCAAUAUGGGCAAUUUUGUGCGCAUCGACAAGGAGUUGGCGGACGAGGAGGAACGAGUCGAUGGGAAGAGUUUGGGCAAGGGCGAAAGAAUGGUGCUGCGGUAUGAGAACGGUCAAGGCUGCUGGAACGGCCCGAACAGGAGGACCGAUGUUUGGCUCACGUGCGGGGAGACGGACGAGUUGUGGCGCGUGUCAGAGUCCGAAAAGUGCGUCUACAAAAUGGAGGUGGGUACCCCCGCUGCCUGCGAAGACGUUCAAGAGCCGGGAGUGCAGGCCAAGGAUGAGCUCUAG